Carassius carassius (crucian carp) is the source of this 2149-nucleotide messenger RNA. Its product is annotated as CMRF35-like molecule 1. NCBI's taxonomy places the organism in Eukaryota, Metazoa, Chordata, Actinopteri, Cypriniformes, Cyprinidae. The record is from RefSeq and is a predicted model, not a curated record. The coding region runs from base 203 to 1315 and encodes 370 amino acids. The transcript has 11 exons.
AUAAUUUUCACGCUUCUACAAUGUAACAUUUUGUUCAGUGUUUGUCAGUUCAGUAAGAAAGGGGCUAAAACGAUUAAGUUUGAGGUAUCUAACUGCAAAGUGGCUACUUUUCUCACUUGCUAAUGUUUAUGUGGUUUAAGGCGAUAUUUCUGCUCUUCCUCUGAAACAGGAAGAAGCAUAGACACUGUGACCAGCUCCUCUCAUGAACAUGCACUCUGCUGUAGACAUGAUGUACCCUCUGAUUCUCUCUGUGAUUUUACUUCACAUCACAGAUGGAGCUGGAACUCAGAGCAUGAAUAUAGGAGUGAUAUCUGCAGCACCUGGCAUUAUUCCAUGUCUCUAUGAUGAUACACAUAAAGAAAACCGAAAAUACUGGUGUGAGGGGUCACACUGGAUCUCUUGCAGUAUAUUGGCAUAUGCAAAUAAGACAGGAAAAUAUUCCCUGACUGAUUAUCCAGCCCAGAGUAUUUUUACAGUGCAAUGGAAGAAUCUGAAGACCUCAGACUCUGGAUAUUACUGGUGUGCUGUGGAGAUUGGUGGCAAAAUAGACAAAGGUUAUUAUUUGUAUCUGACAGUACAAGCAAACCCUGAUGUGUCUGUGGUGAACAGCAGUGUAUCUGGACAUGAAGGUGGUGAUAUCAGUGUUCAGUGUUUCUACAGUUCUGGAUAUAAGAAUAAACUCAAACAGUGGUGCAGAUAUAAAGAUCAGAGCUGUUACACAGUGGGGAGGACUUACACAUCCCAGAAUUCAUCAGUCCAGAUCAGUGAUGAUGAGAGAAGUUCCUUCACUGUGCUGAUGACUGGACUGAGACUCACUGAUUCUGGCUGGUACUACUGCUCUGCUGGAGAUCUGCAGGCUCCUGUUCAACUCACAGUCACUGAAGUCAAAAGAGCUACACCAUCUCACUCUAAAACUGACAUGCACACAACUCACCCAACAACCAACAUGAAUCCUACAACUAUGACAGCUUCAAGACCUGUGACAGAUGUAGCUGAAACCCAUCCAGCUCGAACAGCAGCCACAAAGACUCUUAACAGUGAAAUACACAGCACGGAUGAGAAAAACAAGCAUGAUGUGAUUCUGGUCAUGUUUCUUCCAGCGAUGCUUGUGCUCUUACUGUUUGUAACUCUUGUUGCCAUAGUAACCUGUAGACUGAGAAAGAAACCAGAGAGAAGUCAAACUGGAGAAGAACAUUUUAACAGCACCAGAAAUACAAUGACAUCCAACAGUCCAGCAAAUGCUAAUCCUUCUUCAUCAGUGAACUCAGAGGUUGAAGUGAUCUACAGCUCUGUGAAAAUAUACCCAAGGCUGUGAGUUCUUAACAAGAGGUGUUACUUCUGCUCCCUCUAAAUUAAGUUAUGAAAAAGUGAAAGUCAAUCAUGGUUAAUUAAUAGUAAAUCUACUUUACAGUUUCAGUUUUAAACAGUGUGAAGUUUCGGUGCUUAACAUAUGUACCUAUACAUGUAACUGUGACAGUGUUCUUUUUUAAAAUAUAAGCUAGUUGCCAAUACUGUGAAAACAAAAUAAUUCAAGCCUUACAGUAUGUAGUUAUGAAGUACAUUUCUUAAGCACAUCUGCAUAUUACAGGUAUAUUCCAAAAAAUUAAUUAAUGACCAAUCAACACUUGUAUUCCUUUUUUGAAUCCAAAUUAGGGCUACAUAGCCUAACGUUUAGGCUUACAUACAGUAAAUCUGGUUUUGUUGGUUGUCAUUUUAAUUAUUUUAUUUUUGUAAUUAAAAAAUUUAUUCAUUUUAAUUGUGCAUUGUAAAAAGCCAAUGCAUGAAAUUGUUUAUAUAGUUUGUAUUGUUUUCUUAAUGUUAUCCACAUUUUGUUUGUGGCACCGUCUGCUGGUGAAUUUUAACCCCCACUGCAAGAGUGACAUCAUUUUUGUGCGUUUCAAUACAUUUUUUCAAUAAAUUUAAAAAUAAACAAUUUUCAAAACACACAAUUAGUCCAGCUUUUAGGAUCUCUUAACAUGUCCAAGAAUUGUGGUAUUGUCAAUGUCACUUUUUAAAGGCGUUGUAUGAUGCGAUUUCAAUUUUUCCUUUCUCUUUGGAGUGUUACAAGCUCUUGGUGCAUGAAGAAGAUCUGUAAAGUAGCAAAGACUAAAGUCUCAAAUCCAAAGAGAUAUUCUUUAUCAAAGUUAAG